This is a messenger RNA of Amorphotheca resinae ATCC 22711, 507 nucleotides long. RefSeq lists its product as hypothetical. The annotation marks the transcript as partial. The record is from RefSeq and is a predicted model, not a curated record. The transcript has 3 exons. Lineage: Eukaryota; Fungi; Ascomycota; Leotiomycetes; Helotiales; Amorphothecaceae. Gene Ontology annotation, molecular function: carbon-sulfur lyase activity.
GAAACCUGGAAAUCCCAACCGCCGUACAAAUCCCACGCUUCUUUCCGCGCGCUGUACUCGGGCCGCUGUCACUGCGGCCUCGUGCAAUAUGAAAUCAGCAGCGCUCAACCUCUCGACGCGAAAUUCUGCCAUUGUCGAACGUGUCAAGUUCUCCACGGAGCCCCAUUCCAAUGGGCAGCCAUCUUCCAAAAGCCAGACGUGAAUUUUCCUCACGGCACGCAAAAUCUCAAGUUUUACAACAGCGCGUUGCAGACCGAGACCCAUGAGCUGCCGUGUAAGGUGUCGUGCGCGUAUUGUCGAGCGCCCAUCAUGGACGAGGGGAGGAAUAUGAUAUUGCUGUUUCCGAGCUUGGUUAGGUUUGCGGGGGAGGAGGAGAGGAGGAGGUUUGGCGCUAGGUGCCAUAUGUUUUAUGAGCAGAGAGUGGUGGAUGUUCCGGAUGGAUUGCCAAAGUGGGCGGGCAUGUCGGGGGCAAGUGAGUUGAUUGCGGAUAGUCCGCCUGAAGCGGUU